UAAUGGUGAAAGUAGCGGGAGAUUUGAGGGUUUUGUUAUUUAUUCCUCUUUUUGCCGCUUCUUCAGUGUGACAGUGGCAAUGGUCCUGACCGGCAGAGAAAGCCUGAUUCGAUUAAUCGGCAAACGGAGGCGCUUCCUUCCCAAUCGCCACUCCAUCCUCUCCGAUCCUAACCCUAACCCUAACCCUAACCCUAUUCAGGCCGCGGAGCCUCAAAACGACGACGUGCAGUGCCCUGUUUGCGGCCACAACCUUCCCGGCGAUAACCGCCACAUCAACUCUCAUCUCGAUGCGUGUCUCUCCCAACCGACACCAAUUACUGCAACUAAGCGAAAGCUCUCCCAACGCACACUACUUCAGCUAAACUUCACUCUAUCAAAUUCCAAACCUAAAUUCGAGAAUCUCAGUGAUGACGGUAACACUGCCCCGGUGCCGCCUUCUCCCGAUUCCGAAGAAGAAGAAUUGAAACAUGAAGUCACUGAAAAUCACGAGGCUCAACUUGAUUCUACUGUUAGUGCCACCUCAUCUUCCUCGCCCUUGAACAGUGGGGUGCAGGAUGAUUACGAGCCACGCGAACUUGGCACGACGCUUGAAACUUUCAUCGUUGGCCGGAGAUAUGCUGAUCACCGAGAAGAAAUACGUGUUGGCACCUCGAUCGCUCUUUUGAGGGACCCUCGAAAUGUUAAGGACCCCAAUGCCAUCAAGGUUGUUUCUGCGGAUUCUGCUUGCUGUAAGUCAUUGGGUUUUCUCCCCCGCGAGCUCGCCCAGCAUCUAUCUCCUCUUAUCGACAACUAUGGCCUUGAAUUUCAGGGGCAUGUCACUUCUGUUCCAAAACAUUCCCUUGAUAUUGUUUCAGUACAGAUUAUGUACCACAGAACAUCAGAUGGUGAAACCAAGUCUGCUGAUGAGAUCUUUAAAAGCUUAUGGAAAAAUGCGCAACGUGUUGUUGAAUUUGCAAGCAGGAAUCCUCCUUCAUCUGUAAAGUAUCAGCUGAACUUUUGUGUUAUGCUACAGGAAGUGUUAAGAAAUAAUAUCCACCUUCUUACUGAAGAAGAAAAAUCCUAUAUGGAAUCAUUCACUUUACUCUCAAAUGACAGUCAGAGGCUUUUUAUCCGUCUAUACCCUAGAAAAGGACCUUGGUUUCGCAUGUCUAGUAUAUCAUAUCCUGAAAUAUUGGAUACUCAAAAGGCAGUCAAGGGACUUGCUGAGAAAGGAUACAUAGAUUUUAUUGAAGAUGCAAAUCAACUAUGUGAUAGCAAUGUGAACGAUAUCUUGAAUAUCCUCAGUGUCUCUGAGUUGCGUGAAAUUUGGUGCAUUUUACUUAAAAAGAGUGGCGGUCAUGUGAUGAAGAAGCAGCAUCUGAUUUCAUCUCUUUCUACAGAUGCUGACAUACUAUGGCCACAACUAUCAACUAUGAUUUUGGAUAGAAUUGGUUCCUGUAUUAUGAUUUCUUCAAAAGCUGAAUCUCUUAUGUGGCGUAUUGAGAGACUUUUCUUCUUAAAUGGAGAACAGGAUCUUUCGUCCUUUCUACUUGUUGAUAUGGGAAAAAUCAAGUAUCCAGCUUAUAACUGCUUAAUAUCAGAACCAAUUUUCUCAAAUUGCAGGAAUCUGCUCUCUUAUGAAGAGGCCAUCGAAGUGGCGCAAAUUAUGGAUGAAGCUCUUGAUGCAAACAAAAUUGAUGUGGUGUUAAGGUGCAUAAAGAUAGCUGAAUCCUGUAUAUCUACUGAUUUGCCCAUCCAGUACUCAACUUCUGAAUCAGUUUCUUCAAUUCGUCACUUAUUUACAGCAUCAUGGGUAUACUCCAAAGUGGUCACAGUAGGGAUUUCCUUCCUUGAGCAAGAGCGUAGGUACACUAAUGCAAUUAACUUACUCAAGUUGCUGCUAAAUAUUUUCACUUGUGAUGUUCGAAGAGGAUAUUGGGCACUGAGGUUGUCGAUUGACUUGGAACACUUGGGCUGCAUUGAUGAGAGCCUUCAAAUAGCUGAAAAUGGGUUGCUGGAUACAUGGAUACGUGCUGGUUCAAGAAUGGCACUGCAAAGGCGAGUUCUUCGCUUGGGCAAACCACCAAGGCGAUGGAAAGUUCCUAGUUUUUCUAGAUCUGCUCUGCAGAAAAUCCCUGAGGUUUUUAUUCAAGGGAGACCAUUGAAUUCUGAAUUGGGAGCAAAGAACAGGUACUACGAUGAAGAGGGGAAGCAAUGUGGAGUGGAAGAGCUUGCUUUGCAUUACUAUGCUGGGGCCGGAGGUGGAUGGCAAGGCAUUCAUGCAGAGAGUGGCAUAUGGUUGACCAUUUUUGGGCUUCUUAUGUGGGAUGUCAUAUAUGCCGAUGUGCCAAAUGUCUUCUAUACUAGAUUUCAGAAUGCUCCUUUAGAUUUUGGCACCGAUGGCUUUUAUACUGCAAGAAAGAGUUGCAUAGAAUCCCAUCUGCAACAAAUUCGUGAUGGCAUGGCUGAGGAGUUUAUUAUUAAGUCAUGGGAAACACAUGUAGGAACAGCAUGCAGAGGAGUUAAUUGGGACUGCCAUUCCUUAGAUGAGCUUCGCGCUGUUGUUACUUGUGUUGGGGGUACUUGUUUGGCAUCUUUUUGCCAACUUCUGGCACAAGACUAUCGGAGCUGGUCUAGUGGAAUGCCAGAUUUGCUGCUAUGGCGUUUCCAUGGAGAUUACAGUGGUGAAGCCAAGCUUGUUGAAGUGAAAGGCCCUAGGGACCGACUCUCAGAGCAGCAGAGAGCAUGGUUAUUGCUUCUUAUGGAUUGUGGAUUUAUGAUUGAGGUUUGUAAAGUGAAACCUUUGUAGAGAGAUCUACACAAAUCGUCACAAGUUGCUUAAAAUUACAGUAGACAUUGAAGCUUAUUGCUCUUGCAAAAUUUUCAAAUCGCGAGUUAUUCACGUUGCUGAAGUUCAUAAUUCAUUUACAUACUCUUGGAAAGAAAAGGAACUGCUCUAUUCCAAAAGUAAUAGGAGCUCUGCUAGAAUAGAAGUAUAUGAUGAUAGAGUCUAUGAACUAAUGACAUCUUGGAGCCCAGGUCGAAAUACAUCAGCCUCCUAUAAUGAAGCAGUAGAUGGAGUUGAGGUCAGAUUCCAUCAUCCUAUUAUGCUUGCUGUUGCCAAUUCUUCUUUCAAUUAUUUCAUUGUGAGCUUCCGUAUCAUGUCUUAAAUUAUGUAUGUUAAGGGAGACUGAUAUUGUGUAUCUUAAUUUCUUCAAUAUAUAUAUACAUUCGUGCAAGGCAUAUUUUUCCUA
Molecule: messenger RNA, 3233 nt
Organism: Cajanus cajan (pigeon pea)
Lineage: Eukaryota; Viridiplantae; Streptophyta; Magnoliopsida; Fabales; Fabaceae
Product: zinc ion binding/nucleic acid binding/hydrolase
Biological process (GO): interstrand cross-link repair
Cellular component (GO): nucleus
Molecular function (GO): 5'-flap endonuclease activity; 5'-3' exonuclease activity; hydrolase activity, acting on acid anhydrides, in phosphorus-containing anhydrides
Source: RefSeq, a predicted model, not a curated record